UGUCUCCUUCUAAUAACAAAUAAAUGUUCGUGUUACACAGGCUAGUGUAACGGUCACAUUUUAAGUUAAUAAAUGUAGAUAUAGGCUUACAAACCAGACUAUUUCCUACAGUUGCUGCCCACUGUCACUUUCAGAACUCAAUCCGUUUGGAAACUGCUCCUGCUGCGCGGACAUUUUGGCUCAUGACAAGCGGAUAUACUCGUCUCGGAUUGGAUCUUUAAUGACCUCAGCUUCCUGUAUCCUUCACUGUUGAACUUGCUCGCUGUAAUGACGGCGUCCCUGGUUGUUACGAGAUUAGCGGGCAUUUCUGGGGCACUUGCCGUGGGUGCUGGGGCGUAUGGAGCACACGGCUUCAGACGGAGUGACAGAGACGACUACUUGAAAGAGCUGUAUGAGACAGCCAACAAGUAUCACUUCUACCACAGCCUGGCGCUGCUAGGUGCUGCCCACUGCCGUAAACCUGCUGUGGCUGGCACCAUCCUUUUGGCUGGCAUGGGGGGUUUCUGCGGGUCCUUGUACCACCAGGCGAUAACUGGUGACCCUGUCCUGAGAAAGGUGGCACCAUACGGGGGUAUGCUGCUCAUUGCUGGCUGGGCCGCAAUGGCCAUUUGAACUCUGACCCUUGACCUUACUCUCACUUGGUAGCAUUGCAUCUAAAGCCCUCAGUAUGGUUUGACAUCAACGUAUUCAACAGAUUAUAGAAGGUCUUUGCACAGUUCACCUGCUCCUAACCGAAAUCUUUCCUCUUUUUUUUUGGUGACGGUGUGUGUGUAACAUCUGGGCAUAUGUCAGCUGCAGUUACCCAUAAUUCCCUGGUAUCCAGACCUGUAUUGCUGAUGUUAAUGUGAUGUAUGCUGUUGAAGUUGACCCUUACUGAAGGUUUUAUGCCCACUGUGUCGGCCAUGCCUGACUGCCUAGAUGAGAGAGGUACAGAUGUGUCAUCUGGAAGGCUCAGGGGGGAGAGACACAAAACGUUGUAAUGUGUGUCUUAUCAAAAAACCUCCUUUUCAGACGUGUCUGUGAGCCGAAGAUAAGACCUCAGGAUCACAUAGUGGCCCCCCCCUUUUCUCCUCUUUGACUCCUCUACCCUCUCUCUCUCUCCCUCCCUCUCUCUCUCUCCCUCCCUCUCACCUCACUUCACUCCACUCUAACCAUGAAAAUUUCCGUUCCUUGUGUACUGCUCUCGAAGAAAUAGGUGUGUGUGAUUUUGUCUAUGUAUAUAUUUUCAAAAGAUCGCCCCCCCAAGUGUUUUCCCAUGUGCACAAGAAUAAAGCUUUAUGAUUAAAGAAAAAA
Molecule: messenger RNA, 1293 nt
Organism: Clupea harengus (Atlantic herring)
Lineage: Eukaryota; Metazoa; Chordata; Actinopteri; Clupeiformes; Clupeidae
Gene: tmem256
Product: transmembrane protein 256
Cellular component (GO): membrane
Source: RefSeq, a predicted model, not a curated record